AAAGUUAAAAAAGAACUAAACAUUGCCGAGAAUAUUGAACUUGCCCCACAUACUCUCCGCCGUUGCUUCGCGACUUAUAAUGCUAUUUCUGGCAUGCCUUUACCAGUGUUGCAGAAAGUUCUCGGACAUUCAAAAAUUAGCACGACUGCUUUGUAUAUUAAGGAUUCUGAUUUAACUAAAAAAACUAAGUAUCCGCAAAAUCAAGUAAUUACAAUAAUUGAGGAAUUAUUAGAGCAAACCAAAAAAGCUCUGGUUAAAGGGGAAGAAGUUAGGUUUAUUGGCUACUAUUCUCUAAAAACUACUAUGACUAAGCCUCGUAUGGCCAUGAAUUUACAAACUAAGAAAAAGAUGAAAGUUCCUAGUAAAAGAGUGCCUAAAUACUUCCUUUAUCUCACCUAUCGAGAAAUCUUAAAAAAAGAAAAUAAAGUCCUGUUUAAAGAAAAGUUUCAAGCUUGGGGAGGUGGACCAUUUUUAGAAUCAGUUUAUCGGCAAAUGAAACUUAAUUUUAAAGAACAUGAAAGUCUAGAUUGUUUAUUCGAGCAGGUGGAAGAUAUCGAAGACAAGACCAUUAAAUCUUAUUUGUCUAAGAUUCAUAGGGACUACCAAAAUUCGAAAAAAAAAGGUGGAGAAAUUGAUUUCUUCUUCCAAACUCAGGAUGAACCUGAACUGAUUACGGACUGCUUGCAUGAGCCAGAAAUUAAAUUUACUAAUGCUAUUAGUCAGGAGAUAGACAGUAAAAUAUUUACCUCUGAACUAUUUCAGAACUUAAAGUUGACUUGCCAAGAAGAAUUAAAAGAACUUUUGGAAACGGAUCACUUUCAUUUAGUCAAAAGUCGGCAUAUUAAAGAAAAAAUUGAAAAGCUGGUUGCUGAUAAUUACAUUAAUGUGGAAAAAUUGUGCCAAAUCCCUUUAGGCAAAGAACCAAGAUUAUACGGCAAUCUCCAAAAG
Messenger RNA from Ambispora gerdemannii, 948 nucleotides. The record is from the annotation of a GenBank genome assembly. NCBI's taxonomy places the organism in Eukaryota, Fungi, Glomeromycota, Glomeromycetes, Archaeosporales, Ambisporaceae.